AUGGGUUAUCGACUAUCAGUUUUCUUCUGCAUUAUGCUUAUUGUGAUUGUUGCAGCUAAUCCCUUUGAGCAAAUAGGUCUGGGUCGGGAGAAGCGUGACGUUAUGGAUUCUACGAAGAAUGCGGCUACGGAGGCGGCAAAGGCCUUGAAUGACGCUGGCGAAGCCGUAGUUAAUGUAUUCAAACCGACGGAAAAGAGCACCAUCGAUAAAAUAGCAGACUCGGUCAACGGAUAA
Molecule: messenger RNA, 234 nt
Organism: Arctia plantaginis
Lineage: Eukaryota; Metazoa; Arthropoda; Insecta; Lepidoptera; Erebidae
Source: the annotation of a GenBank genome assembly